AUGAAACCAAGGGUACUCAUCUUACGGACUGCAGGCACUAACUGCGACGCAGAAACGGAUAUGGCGUUCCAAUUUGCUGGGGCAGAUACAGCGUUAGUCCAUAUCCAACACCUUAUAUCAGACAAAGUUAACCUUGCCGACUAUCAAAUCCUCGCGAUCCCCGGUGGAUUCUCCUACGGCGAUGACAUUGCGGCGGGUAUCCUGUUGGCAGUCGAGAUGAAACACAAACUGACGAACGCCCUGAAUCGAUUUGUCGAAGAUGGCAAGUUAAUAAUUGGCAUCUGCAAUGGGUUUCAGGUGCUUGUGCGAACAGGCUUACUGCCCGGGAACGAUACCUCAGAGAUGACGCAGCGCGCGACGUUAGCGAUGAAUACCUCAGCAAAAUUCGAGUGUCGGUGGGUGGAUUUGGAAACACAGGAGAGCCUGUGCGUCUUUACAAAAGGCGUUAAAGCCCAAGUUUAUCUCCCCGUCGCGCACGCCGAAGGUAGAUUUACUGCACCAGCAAAUGUGCUGUCAGAAUUAGAAGCGAACCAUCAGGUCGUGUUUCGGUACGCCGAGAGUAGAUACCCCAACAAUCCGAACGGCUCCGAUAGCAAUAUCGCCGGUAUUUGCGAUGCAACAGGCAAAAUUUUUGGAUUAAUGCCUCACCCAGAACGGUUUCUGACAAAAUGGAAUCAUCCACGCUGGACACGACUUGUUAAAACCCAAGACACCUGUUCCGAAGAAGGCGACGGAUUGGUUAUCUUCAAAAACGCGGUUAAUUACGUCAAGGCGAAUCUUUUGUAG
Molecule: messenger RNA, 786 nt
Organism: Geodia barretti
Lineage: Eukaryota; Metazoa; Porifera; Demospongiae; Tetractinellida; Geodiidae
Source: the annotation of a GenBank genome assembly